This is a messenger RNA of Chelonus insularis, 1018 nucleotides long. RefSeq lists its product as uncharacterized. NCBI's taxonomy places the organism in Eukaryota, Metazoa, Arthropoda, Insecta, Hymenoptera, Braconidae. The transcript has 4 exons. The coding region runs from base 248 to 934 and encodes 228 amino acids. The record is from RefSeq and is a predicted model, not a curated record.
UUCGAAAAGAAAUUAGUGCAUCUGAAAUAUACCACAUAAAUGUUCUGAUAGAAUUAUGCGAACAAAUAAUAAAAUUAAAUAGUUUUAAAACAUAUGACACCUAUUUUCGAAGUUAUAAAUUUAUGUAAACUUAACUGAUGACUCUAAAUUUUUAGAUAAAUUAUUGGAAAAUUUUUCUAAACGUCUUGAAUAUUCAAAAGACAGUGUGCCACUCAAUUACAGGUUAGGCUUCUCAAAUAAAAUAGACAUGGCUAAAACAUUAUCUAAUAAAAACAAAAAAGCCGACAACGUGGAUAAUGAAAUACAUUCUAGAAAAAAUUCUAAAAAAAGAAAAACAAAAGCAGUAGUAAAUCAGAAUGAUGAAGAAGAGCCAUUUAAAAUCAGUAAGAAAAUUAAAAAGAAGCGAAAUCUUAAAAAUAAUGAACCAACUACUGAAGAAAAAUCUUCAAAAAAAUUUAAAAAAAACGAAAGCAAUUUAGAUAGUAAAAAAAAUUUAUCAGAAAAUGAAGAAGAAUCUCAAGAUAAUAUUGAACAAAAACCACGUACAAUUUCUAAAAGACAAAUAAAGAGAGAAAAAGAAGAGCAACGUAAAACUGACAAAAAAGAAGCAAGUAAACAAGAUGCAAUGAAUAAAGCAUUAAAUUAUAUUUCUAUGUGGAAACAUUCAAGAAGCCAAUGGAAAUUUGAAAAGAUAAAGCAAAUAUGGUUAAUGGAUAAUUUAUUAGACGACAAAGCUGUGCCUAACUCAAUUUUUCCAACCGUAUUGGAAUAUUUUGAAGGUUGCAAAGGAAUGGCAAGAGAAACAUUACUUAAGAAAGGUAUGGAUGUUAUCAAAAUGUGCGAACAAAAACAAGAGGAGACAGGUAGCAGAAUUGAAACAGUGGAAUAUAAAAGAGCAAGGGAAUUAUUGCAGGCAUUGCCAAUUGAGACUUAAACUAAGGUUUUACCUAUUAAGAUAUUUAGUUCCUUCAGAUAAAUUUUAAAGUAACCGUUACAUUAUUAGAUAUAAAAAUAUAAC